CUCACUCUCUGUGAGGGAAUCCAUCCUCAACUAACAACACAAGCGGGCUCGGUUGCCAUGGAGACGGCAGAACCACACAGGAGGAGAAGGUGGUCUCUAACGUCAACACUAAUUGGGGAUUAUACCAAGUGCUGUCGGUAUGCGUCCAUAUCGGUGAGACUGACGCGCAAACUCCUCCAAACAAGACAGAUGCCUCACCUGACCUGUGUGAUCUGUGGUGUGUGUGACAUCUCAGCAUGCAGUCGGUCCAGGUAGGGAUGUGGGACCCGCGCCCCCCAUCUAAACAUGUUUCGCCCCUGCCCCAGCCACCCCCCUCCAACUUACGCCUCGCACAUGUGACCACGGCCACCCCGGCCAAGCGGAUCACCUUCUACAAAAGCGGCGACAGCCAGUUCGGGGGCAUCAGGAUGGCGGUCCACAAGCGCAGCUUCAAAUGCUUUGAUGCCCUGCUAGACGACCUUUCCCAAAAGGUGCCGCUGCCAUUUGGCGUGCGGACUGUGACCACCCCCCGUGGCACCCAUGCCAUCAAACACCUGGAGCAGCUCCAGGAUGGCGGCUGCUACCUCUGCUCUGACCGGCGCCAGGCUAAGCCAGUCAACAUGGAGCUGGCCAGCAAACGCCCGACCAUCUGGUACCAUCACGGCCACAGGCCCCAUCGGCCCGAAAGCUCAUCCGCAACACUGCCCGGUCAUUUGUCUUACAGACAGAGACGGAUCAUGCUGGUGAAGAACAGCGAGCCGGGGAUGAGGAGGAGCAUAGUGCUCAGCAGGAGGUCAACAAGGAGCCUGAGGGCCUUUCUUGAUGAGGUGUCUGAAGUGAUGCAGUUUCAUGUACGCAAACUCUACACUGCAGAGGGACGCAGGAUCGACAGCGUGCAAAGCCUGAUCACAUGUCCAGGUGUGUUGGUGUGUGUUGGGAGGGAAGCCUUCAGCCCGUUGCUGGUAAACUUUAUCAGGAAGAGCUCUGAGGAAAAACUGCCUGGUCUUGGCCCCAGGACUCCUGGAAACGGGGCCCGAUCUCCUGCUACUCAGGGAACAAGAUCCUCAUCUCAUGGAGCCAGCGAGUGCAGUGAAGGGCAUGAAAGCAAGAAAAAUGUUAACUUUGGUCUGGAAACCAAAAAAAGCAUCAUCCACCCUCGUUCAGAUUCCUCAAACCGCUCGGCCCGCUUCUCCUUGUCUUCAGAGAAGUCAUACGGCAAUGGUGUCAGCACCUGCUCCCAGGCCAGACCGGGUAUUGUGAACGAAGACAUUGAAAAGCGCGUCUUGGUCAAUAAAGACGGCAGCCUCUCGGUAGAGAUGAGGGUGCGUUUUCGUCUCCAAAAUGAGGAGACCCUCCAGUGGUCCACACAAAUUAAAAAAUCUCCGACAACCAAUGAAUGUUGCCCCCUAAGCCAGGCCCAGCCCCAUUACCUGCAGCAGGGUCAAUCAGAGAGCUGCUCCGACCCUGAUUCCACGUCCUUCGAUCCAGAGGGUGUGGAUUAUUCAAGCCAACCUCGGCACCGUGUCUCAGAGGGGAGCCACUGCCCCUGCUGCUACCAGAGACACGAACAGCAGUACGACUUGUGGGAAAACCCAGCACACAUCCACAAAAAACCUCCUGUCCCUCCCCCACGCACAUCCAGCCACACUAUGAUGAGACAUACACAUUCCUCUAGCUCUUCCUCGUCGUGUAAUUCCAGGAGGGUUGUGCGCUGUCGAGCGCAACUCUCCAACAGUGGAGGAGGCUCCGGUUCCGAGCAGAGCCAACUGGUCCAGGAGGAGAUGUGUUUGACGGAGCAAGUUGAGCACAGAGUCGAGGUGGAGCAGGAUGGAGAUACCCAUGUCGAGGUGCGCAAGGUGAGCCGGUCCUGCAGCCGCAGUGAAGUAGUUGCCGUGGACAGCAACCAGCGACCAUUCAGCCAGAAAUCAGUAGAAGAUGAAGCAAUGAUGGAGGACGAGGAGGAGCGUCCGCCUUCUGCAAUCAGCAGCUCUUCACAUAUCCUGCAAUCACUGAAAGAGGACCAGGAUGAUGACCUGCCACCCAGCGUCUCACAGUGCAGUCAUAGCAACGGACCAUCCCCAACCCCGGCCUUUGCAACGAGAAACGCCUCGGCCUGUUCCGCCAAGAACAACAAGCAAGUGGACGGGGGAGAGAGAGGAAGCAGAGCGGUAUCUGCAGCCUCUUCCUGUCGCUGUGGAGGAGACACCCCACAUACAAGAGCUGAAGCAGCGGCUGAUGAUGAGGAUGAAGAGAUAAAGAGGGCUGGUAGUGGCUUGUCUGGUCACACAGGCACUCAGUCAAGAACAUCCAGUGUAUGUCCUGAUUGCGGAGGCUGCAAACGUGUGGGCAACUCCAAUAGUAGAGCAUCGCAGAGGUCCCAUCAUUCCCACAGAGCUUCUCCAAAGCCUGCCACACCCGCCCCCAACCAAGAGAAUGCCAAUAAUGGCAGUGGUGAUGAUGAUGAUGCUGGCUCAGAUGUUUCAGCCGUGUCAACACAGUCCAACAAGAGCAACCUCACCAAGUGUGGGCGCUCCUCUGCAAUAUCAAAUGUCCUAGAGGGCAGAGCAACUAGUCCCAUGUCCACAACGUCUGAUCCUGAGGCAACAGGAAAAGAAGAAGAGGAAGAAAGGGCUCCUAGUGCCACCUCGGCUACAAGCCACGCGUCUCAUAGAUCACACAAGUCUGGCUGUAAUAGCAACAGAGAAGAAAAAGAAGAGGAGAGAAGUCACAGUGCCAUGUCGGCUCGGUCCAACCUGUCUGCGAAGUCCAGGAAGUCUCACAAGUCAGCUGAGUUGCCUGAUGCUGGGACAGGAGAGGAAGAAGAGGGGGAGAACGCUAUAGGGCGAGCACUCAGCUCCUUGUCAGCCAAAUCUGGUGCUUUUUUAAAGCCAAGUGAUUCAGCUGGCAAAGCAGAAAGACCCGAGAGUGUCCUGUCUGCUAAAUCGACUAAAUCACACGUGUCAGCAAAGUCCGGCACAUCUCACAAGUCCACUUGCAGUCAUUGUGUGAGAGCAGUAUCUCCAGGUGCUAAGGCAGCUGAUGAACCUGUUAUAGAAGCAACAGGUCAGGAAGAAGGAACGGAGACAGAGGAGAGAGCAGCGAGUGCCAUGUCGGCCAAGUCCAACAGAUCCCAUAAGUCCACCAAAGCUUCCGAACGGUCACAUUCUCCAAGAUCCGAAACCGGAGGAGAUGGAGAAAAAAGGGCAGAGAGUCAAAUGUCUGUCAGAUCACUUAAAUCUAACGCAAAGUCUUCAAAGUCAAACAAUAAUGGCAAUGAAAUCGAGGUAUCUCAGAGCCUGAGGGUAGCUGAGGAAAAAGACAAGGAGAUGGUAGAGGAGGAAACACAGCAGAGGCCACAAAGUGUAAUCUCUACUAAAAUGGAAAAUGAAGAGAGGACAGAUUCUGAAACAGGAGACAAUGCAGCAGACGGUGAAAAGGCUGAGGACCGGGCUGCAAGUGUUUUAUCCGGUAAAUCGGCUUCCUCUGCAAAGUCUCGCCACACAAAUUGUGACACAAGUUCAAGUGUGGCUUCUCCAGCCAAAGAGACAACAAAGCCGGAGGUGGACAGCAUGGAGGACAGAGCCCCUAGUGCCACGUCAGGGAAAUCCCACGCCUCUGCCAAGUCCUCCAAAUCCCAGAAGUCAAACUGUACCGCGGCAUCUCCAAAUCCAAAUGAAACAGGUGUUCCAUCUAUUGAAACAAAUGGAGGCGAGAAACCAAAUGAAGAGAGAGUGGCUAGUGCCAUGUCCGUAAAGUCAAAAUCUUCACACAAGUCAAAUUCUGGCAAGAAUCUCAAACCGGUGUCACCAAGUCCUAAUGUCACCAUCAAAACACCAGAAGGGGUUGAUAAGGAAGGCCAAACACUCUCACCCAGGAGGACACGAUCCCCACGGACCCACUCACCCAAAGCCCCUGCUGUAUCACCCAGAAAUCCUCACUCUGCGCAGCAAUUGUCGCCUGGCCCCAAUGUCGGAGAGACAAGAGGGCCCAGUGCCUUGUCAGUUCACUCCAGAACCUCAGCUAAAUCCAGCAGGUCCAAUUGUCACUGUGGAGCAGCUUCGGCAAAGAAAGACAAAGAGGUGGAGGAUAAGGAGGAAGGGGGAAAGGAAGAUAACGAGGAGACUUCGGAGCGAGCUGCCAGCGCUCUGUCGUCCUCAACCACAAAGCAGAGGAGAGAAUCAGGAGGCAGCGAGCAACCACUGAGUCGAAACUCUUCAGGGUCAGUCUCUCUUGGGUUGCCAGAAGACCAAGAAACGGCUGACUCAGACAGCGGCAAGUCCAGUUUUAAUUAUCCAAUAAAUGCUGAGAGUAAGGGUCCUAAAAGCACAGAGCGGUCUGCCAUGGAGGAAAAUGUGGAGGGAACAAGGUCUCAAAAGUCCAACCAUAAUGGCAGUAAAAGCACCUUGUCUCACAAUCCUCCAGCGGUCGAUAUCCCUACUAUCGAAACACCAGGACAGAGCGAGGAUAAAGGUGAAGAUGGUGGAGAGCAGAAAACAGUUAGAGCAUCCAGUGCACUUUCAGCCAAAAGCAGCAGGUCACACAAGUCUUGUUGUAACUGCAGUGUCAAAGCAGCAGGUCAACUGCUUGACACAACAGCAAACAACAUGAACGCCUCAGACAACCGGACCUCGUCUGCACUGUCAUCAGCAAGUGCUAAAAUCCGCAGCAAAUCCCCUGCAAGUGCCAGUGUUAAAAAAACUACUGGUGAUUCAGCAAAUAAUGAACACCAAGCUGUCAGUAGACCGGCUAGUAAGUCUAAAGGGAAAGAUGUUGCAGACAACAAGGCGGCCAGUGUCCACUCCAAGAGCCCCUGUCGCCUCAAGCCUAAAACAUCAAAUUCUCAAAAGAAAGAAUCCUCAAGCCCCUGUUCUGAACACAGCUCCAGACCAAACAGCAAAGUGGAGUCAUGUACUGAGAGCAUUCUGUCUCACUCUCUGUCCGCUGCUGACCUGCUGAAGGAAACCAUGGCUGCCGGGCGUCCACAAAGCCGACAGUCGAAGGCCAGCGAAACCGGUGACAAGCCCAAGAGUGAGAAAAGUGGGAGAAGUCAGAAAAGCAGGAACAAUGCAGAUCAGGAGGAACUGACACCUGCCUGUCUCCCCAACGCUUCCCCCAACGAGGUUGUCAGUGACUGGCUACGGAGCAUUCCCACCGACAGCACCACGCUUGCACUUGGUGAUGAGGAGAAAACGAUGGAAGAGAAACCUGGAGAAGAGGCAGCAAAGGAAAGUCCGGAAGAUGAGGCAGAAGAGGAAGAAGACAAAGAGGAGGAAGCUGAAUGUGAUGCAGCAGAGGAGGAAAAGAGUUCAGAUCCAGCUCCAGGCGAUGCAGAAAGAACUUCUCCCCAUCCAAACACUCAGCCGUUGUUGAGCAGCGAGUCUCUGCCCAGGAACUGGCAUUCUUCAGUUGCAGUGAUGAAAGUUCUCCUGAGCUCUUCUCCGGGUCGAUGCCGCAGCAUGCCUGAGGUGUCUCCAGUUUAUGGUCGUAGACUGAGCACAUCAGCCAGGGGGUUCUUGGACUGUCUGGCCCAGCUCCAGCUCAUUGAGCCUGUAGUGAGCCCUGGCUACGACCAACAGAAGAACUGCAACCAGCGCUAUGAGGACAUUAUGGCUAUCCUUCAAUCCCUCUGGCUCACUGAACCCAGAGACAUUGACGUUAGUAAAGAGCAGGUGACUCCACCGAGAUCCUCAUCCGGCGUGGGUAUGAGCAGUGGCUCCGGUGGAUCAGGAAAGGAGAACGAAAACCAAGGUGGGGAUGAAACAACGCAAAACAAGACCAAUGAGGAAGAAUCUCUACAUGAGGAUGAGGAAGCGGAAAAGGUUGUAGAAGAGGAUGGGGAAGGAAACGCAGAGGUAGGACACAAGGAAACUGAGGUAGAACCUGACGAGACAUCUACGGAGCAAACUAAGACGAUAGACGAAGAACCAGCACAGGAACCAGUACAGAGUGAAGAACAAAGUACAGUCCCUCCAAGUCUGGACAGCCCGAAAGCCACUGAGAAUCCCUCAUCUUCAGAGGCUAUCGACAGCUCCAAAUCCCCCACUGAUAAUGAACGGGAGACGCUGGAGGGUUCCAGCUCAGGCACGCCUCCUACUGUCUUGCGAGCAUCAUUGUCAAGAAAAGUAUCCCAAGACCCUGAUCCGGUGUGGGUCUUGCACCUCUUGAAGAAGAUAGAGAAACAGUUCAUGAACCACUACAUUAACGCGAUGGCAGAGUUCAAAGUCCGUUGGGACCUGGACGACAGCCUCAUCCUUAACACUAUGAUCUCUGAGCUCAGGGACGAAGUGAGCCGGCGCAUCCAGAGCAGCAUCCAACGAGAGAUGAGGAAGAUUCAGAGUCGUGCUGGCAAGUUGGGGAAAUCACCCCGGCCUCCGCAAGGAGAGAACCUCUCCAGGGAGUCCACCAUGACAGAGAAGAGGCGUCGUAUGUUGAAGGUCAUGAAGAACCAGUCAGUGAAAACCGGUGACUCCCUCAGUGAUGGGGAGAUGACAGGCGAUUGCAGCGACCAGCGAAGCGAUGACGAGUACUGUCCCUGCGAUGCUUGCGUCCGCAAGAAAAUGGCCGCCCGACCUCUCAGAACAAAUCCACCAGCAGCAGAAGCACCAGUGGUGAUGGAGUUUGACCUCCUUAAAAUACUGCAGCUGAAGAAAAGCCCAUCGCCUGCAGCCGCGCCACCGCCAGCGGAGGAGAAAGAUGAUAGCGUGGCGGUAGAUGAGGAGGGGAGGAAUUUAGAGGUAGUUGAGGAGGAAGAGGAGGAGGAAACUAAAGAGGAUAUCAAAGCUGAUGUUCUAGAGGAGACAAUCCCAGAGGAAGCUGAGGAAAAAGAAGAUGUGGGUGAGGCAGGAGAAGGGGAGGAGGUAGAGGAGGAAAAAGAGGAAAACAGCAUAGGUGAUGAGGAACAGGUAAACGGUGGUGAGGAAGCUGGGGAAGAGGAGAUAUCAGGAAAUGGAGAGGCAGCAGAGGCACAAUGUCAAUGUCAGUGUGGCGGAAAUGAGGAGGAGAGCGACAAAGCAGAAGAGGGAGAAGAGGUAGAGGAGGAAUCAGCAGAAGGAGAAGAUGCUGAAGAAACUAGCAACAACACGGGUGAGGAUGAAACAGCGGAUGAUGAAGAGAAAGCCGGAGAGGAAGAAGGGAAGAGUGCAGAGGAUGAAGGGGAGACAGGGGGCAACGAGGGAGAGACAGAAACUGGGGAAGAGGAGAGUGACAAGGAGACGGUAAAAGAGGCAACAACAGGAGAGGAAGGAGAGACCACUGAACAUAGUGAAGGUGAGGAGAAGGAGGGAGAGGCAGAAGAAUUAAAGCCAGAAGAAGAAGAAGAAGAAACGACGACUGGCAAGGAAAGUGGAGAAGAGGAGGCAUCUGGGGAAACGGAGGAUGACAGCGGCGCGAAAAAUUCGACAAAUGAUGAAUCUACAUCGCCGGCAGAAGAGUUUGUGGAGGGAAACGUCAGCGCUUCAGCCGAGGCAGAGGAUGAAGAUGACGGAGAUGAUGGUACCAGAGAGGGGGAAGAGAGUGGGGAGCAGGAAAAAGAGGCAUCGGAGGAGGAAGGAGCCUCACCCCAGGAACAGGGGGUGACCGAAGGAGAGGAGGCAGACGCCGAAGAGUCAGACUCUGACGACAAGCGUCCGAGUGAUACCAGUGCGGACGAAUCGGGAUGUGAGGCGGCUGGAGCCACAGGAGAGGAGGGGGAGAAAGACUGCGGAGAAGAGGGAGGUGAAGAGGAGGUUGUAAAAGAUGCUGUUAAAGAGGAUAAGGACGGAGAGGUGAAGGAAAAGAAAGGAGAGGCUGUUGCUCUCCUCCAUCAGUUCACCAGGACCUCUGUGGAGUCCCAGCCCGGCUCGUUGGAGGACAUUAACACAGAAUCACCCCAAAAUCCUGUUAACUCCAUAGAAGUGCCCAAAAUAUCUGCUGGUGUAUCCAGCGGUGGUGGUGCGGGCCAGAGGAGGAGCCGGUCACCAGCCAGGGUCAAACGUCGCAAACCCAAGGAGUGUGACGAGGAACUGGAUGACUAUUAACUCACAGAAACUCAACAUAUGGUGUGGAUUGACAGAGACUCCCAUUAACCCUUCAGGGGUAGAAUUAUGUAGGUAAAAACUGUAACCAAAAAAACACUCGAAGCACUUUAUCACUCCAGAUCCAGUGUAGGAGGAGUCCCAGUGAUUUACCCGUAGAAUAUUGAAACUUGAAACCAUCACCUUAUCCUAUUUAAUCAUGACAUACAUUUGUAAUGGUUAUAUAUCUUCAUUUUUUAAGUUGACUUCAUGUGUAUUUCUGUACUGUAUGUGUACUAUUCUGACACUGAGUGUGUUAUGUGAACUCGGUUGUGUGUUCAAGUGGACGACAGGUUUAAUGACUCAUUUAGCCAUUAAUAUACCGAGUACCUCGAUUAUAUGUUAGAUGUUAAUUGACUGUUUUAGUAGUAUUUGACAGAACCAGUGUAUUGAUGCUUGGUUUAUGAAUCAGUACAAGUCUGUCUAUCAUUAACUCAGUGCUGUAUUCUCAGGGGUAAGGGCAGCCAGUUUGCAUCGUCUUCUAGCAUUACCUGCUUAGUCUGAAAAUAAUACUUCGGUUUAAACCCACUGAAGCUCAGUGACAUAACCUGAUUACCUUAAAGGAAUAGUUUUGAAAAAAAUUUGCCUGGAGUUAGAUGAAAGGAUUGACGCAACUUUCAUGUCAAGCAAGGGGGACCGUUAGCGUAGCUUAGCACAAAGACUCAAAGCAGGGGGAAACUGCUAGCCUGGAUUUGUCCAAAGAUUGUGAAAGAUAACAGAAUCCAUCUACUAACUUACUAAUUAA
Larimichthys crocea (large yellow croaker) is the source of this 8775-nucleotide messenger RNA. It is a transcript of the gene rp1l1a, whose product is annotated as rp1 like 1a. Gene Ontology annotation, biological process: axoneme assembly; photoreceptor cell development; intracellular signal transduction. Bases 237 to 7994 code for a protein of 2585 amino acids. Gene Ontology annotation, cellular component: axoneme. Lineage: Eukaryota; Metazoa; Chordata; Actinopteri; Sciaenidae. The transcript is spliced from 10 exons. The record is from RefSeq and is a predicted model, not a curated record.